AUGUCCUCCACCGGGUACGCUGCUGACGAUGUCUUGUUCCACAAUGAGAACUUGGCUCGCGUGAUUUCCUUAAACAGAUUGAAGAAAUUGAAUUCCCUCGAUACGUCUAUGGUCACAAAGAUUGGUCCUCGCUUGUCUGAGUAUGCCAAAUCUGAAGCCGCCUCCAUGGUCAUUUUGACUUCCAAGUCUCCAAAGGCUUUGUGUGCUGGUGGUGACGUUGCCCUGUGUGCCUCUGAAAUCUUGAAGGGCAACCCAGGCUAUGCUUCCAACUUCUUCCAGGAGGAAUACAAUGUCAACUACCUCAUUGCCACUUACUCCAAGCCAUACAUUUCAUUGAUGGACGGUAUCACCAUGGGUGGUGGUGUCGGUUUGUCCGUGCACGCUCCUUUCCGUAUUGCUACUGAAAAGACCAAAUUGGCCAUGCCUGAGAUGGACAUUGGCUUCUUCCCUGAUGUGGGUACCACUUUCUUUUUGCCUCGUUUGGACGACAAGCUCGGUUACUACUACGCCUUGACCGGUGAAGUGUUGAGCGGCUUGGACGCCUACCAGGCUGGUUUUGCAACCCAUUUCGUUCCUUCCGAGAGAAUCCCACAAUUGGUUAACCGUUUGUCCAACUUGAAGCCUCCUGUGAUUAACAACACUCCUACUGAAGGUACCCUCUUGAAGGGCCAAAAGGACUUCUUCAUUCAGGUCAACAUGGUCAUUGAGGAGUUCACUGAAAACAAGUUGCCAGACAACUACAAGUUCCACUUGACUGAGGAGCAGAUCACCUUGAUCAACAAGGCUUUCUCCGAGCCAACCUUCGACGACGCCUUGCAGGUGUUCUUGUACUCCAACACUGAGUUUGGUAAGAAGACCUACGACCGUUUGUCUGCCAAGUCCCCAACCUCCACGCAUAUUGCCUUUGACUUGUUGAACAAGGGUGCUAAGAACACUAUCCGUGGUCAGUUGGAGUUGGAGAUGGUUUCUGCCACCAACAUGGUCAACCACCCUAUUGAGGAGAACGACUUUGUUAAGGGUGUCAAGCACAAGCUUAUCGACAAGAUCAAGGAGCCAUUCUUCCCACAAUGGUCCUCUUUCGACGCUCAGCGUGUUCAAAAAUUCCAGGAGCCAUCCUUGCACACUGCCAAGCUCGAAACCCCUCCCUUGAAGAAGUUCUUCGGUGUUGACUUCCACCAAUACCCAUUCCAGUUUGGUUUGCCAACUAACCAGGAGAUUGAACUGUACAUCACUGGCCAGGACGGCUCUAACAGAAAGUACUUGCCAACUCCAAAGGAGGUUGUUAGACACUUCAACACCACCACCAACAACAAGUUGGGUGUUGAGGAGAAGGUGCAGAGAGCCUUGGCUUUGCAUGGAGAGGCAUCGAAGUAUGACAACAAGUAUGUUUCUUGGAAGGAGUAG
Messenger RNA from Candidozyma haemuli, 1404 nucleotides. RefSeq names its product mitochondrial 37S ribosomal protein mS47 (gene EHD3). The transcript has a single exon. Gene Ontology annotation, cellular component: mitochondrion. The record is from RefSeq and is a predicted model, not a curated record. NCBI's taxonomy places the organism in Eukaryota, Fungi, Ascomycota, Pichiomycetes, Serinales, Metschnikowiaceae. Gene Ontology annotation, biological process: L-valine catabolic process. Gene Ontology annotation, molecular function: 3-hydroxyisobutyryl-CoA hydrolase activity. The coding region runs from base 1 to 1404 and encodes 467 amino acids.